GCUCCGCUCGCGCCAUGCACCCGCUCCGCGCAAUUACAUAAUCCAAAAACAAUCCAAAACCCACAGUGCUUGUGCAGGAACCGCCAGUGGACUGUGUCUGUGAGUGUCAAUGCGGAGAACCAACAUCCACUUAUAGGUAACGCAUCCAACGCCGAACCUUUCGUUUCACAUCACUAUUCGGCCCAAGAAAUGAAACGGAAAAGGUGUACCCCCAUCACCUCAGGCGUCGUAUAGGUCGUCCGUCUCGCUCUUAGCCAUGCCGGACGACGUCACAACAAUGCGCUACGUGCUCUUCUGUCUGCUGUCUCUGUCCCUCAACAGGAACCUCGCGUUUGUGCUCGACAAGCAAAACCCAUACUCCCAGUUCCGCAAAUGGAACGCGGCGUUGAACGGCACACUCGAAUUGGAGUUCAAAACGGACCAACCAAACGGUCUAUUGCUGUACACAGAUGACGGAGGCACUUACGACUUUUUUGAGCUGAAGUUGGUGAAUGGGGCGCUCAGAUUGAGGUACAACUUGGGCGGGGGAGCUCAGAUCAUCACGGUUGGGAGCAACCUCAACGAUGGACACUGGCACAAAGUUCAAGUGGCAAGAAGAGACGAGCACACGUCUCUCGCAGUGGACGGGGCGACCCAGAGCAAAGUGUCCCGCGGCAAAGAGUUCGUUUUCGGCAAGUUCACCACCAACUCCGACGUCUUCGUGGGCGGCAUACCACCUUCGUACAACUCCAAGCUGACAACUCUAGCGCUACCGUCGGUGAUCUUCGAGCCCAAGUUCCGAGGGGCUGUGAGGAACCUGGUCUACUCCGACUUGCCUGGUCAGCCGCCGAGGAGGCAGGAGCUGAGGCAUUCCAGGGACUUGAAGUCGUCCCGCAUCGGCAACGCGAGCGGGGAUGCGUGCGAGCGCCGGGACCCGUGCCAGCACGGCGGCGUCUGCAUCAGCACCGACGACGGACCCAUCUGCGAGUGCCGCGACGGGGACUAUGAGGGCGCCUUCUGUGAACGAGAUAGCGGCAAGGUUUACAAGGUCUCUGAAGCACGCGAAUGUCUUUUUAGAAGGCAAAAAGUCGCGACUAAAAUAACGAAGUUAGAAUCGCAGGUUAUUGCUCCUUUGCCUGAAUCGUCCCGCAUCGGCAACGCGAGCGGGGAUGCGUGCGAGCGCCGGGACCCGUGCCAGCACGGCGGCGUCUGCAUCAGCACCGACGACGGACCCAUCUGCGAGUGCCGGGACGGGGACUAUGAGGGCGCCUUCUGCGAACGAGAUAGCGGUAAGGUUCUGGUCAGGUCUCUGAAGCACGCGAAUGUCUUUUCAGAAGGCAAAAAGUCGCGACUAAAAUAA
Molecule: messenger RNA, 1339 nt
Organism: Ostrinia furnacalis (Asian corn borer)
Lineage: Eukaryota; Metazoa; Arthropoda; Insecta; Lepidoptera; Crambidae
Product: neurexin-2-like
Exons: 8
Coding region: 257-1339 (360 amino acids)
Source: RefSeq, a predicted model, not a curated record